AUGGAGGGUAACAACAAGAAGGGGUACGCGUGGGCAAUCUCAGCCGGCCUGAACGCCGCUCUGGCUGCCGUUUCGGCGAAGCUCAUCACUCCUCAGAUUGUUAGGUAUGGUUUGGUGAUAUUGUUCAAUGCGACAAUGUGGGGAUGUUAUGUGAACAGCCUCAAAGCUCUGUCUUCUCUGCAAGCUACUGUCACAAAUUUUGCUGCAAACUUCCUGUCUUCUGGUCUAGCUGGAUACCUUUUGUUCAAAGAACCCUUAUCUUUUCAGGUGAAUCAAUACAUGCUGAUGAUAUUGGACCAACUCACACCGUUUUGUUCAUUUUCAUAUGCUUUCUUAGUAUACGCUUCUGAGUUACUUAUAAGAUGCAUUGCUUUUGAUUUUGAAUGUGAAGCAUAG
Messenger RNA from Prunus armeniaca (apricot), 396 nucleotides. The record is from the annotation of a GenBank genome assembly. Lineage: Eukaryota; Viridiplantae; Streptophyta; Magnoliopsida; Rosales; Rosaceae.